This is a messenger RNA of Fulvia fulva, 1773 nucleotides long. RefSeq names its product MFS glucose transporter mfs1. The transcript has 3 exons. Gene Ontology annotation, biological process: carbohydrate transport; transmembrane transport. Lineage: Eukaryota; Fungi; Ascomycota; Dothideomycetes; Mycosphaerellales; Mycosphaerellaceae. The record is from RefSeq and is a predicted model, not a curated record. Gene Ontology annotation, molecular function: carbohydrate:proton symporter activity. Bases 1 to 1773 code for a protein of 590 amino acids. Gene Ontology annotation, cellular component: membrane.
AUGGACGCCACCAAGGCCAGGACAGAUGACGCUUCACUAGCCAAGACCUUGCCUUCAGAAUACGUCUUCACGUCAGACACAGACCGAGACAACACGGCGUCAGCGGCAGCCAUCGCAAGAGUCGAAGCCGCUCAGAAGACCAAAUGGACGAGACUUUUCCACAACCCAAAGCUGAUCUUCAUAGCAUUCUUCGCAUCCUUUGGAGGCUUCGAGUAUGGCUACCAACAAGGCGUCCUGGGCCAAUCCUUCGUCAUGACCCGCUUCAUCGACAACUUUCCGGACAUUGCAGGUUCUUCAAGCGCACAAGGAUGGCUCACCUCUGUGUUGCAGCUCGGUGGUAUUCUCGGAUCGCUUUCAGCCGGAAUCUUGGGCGAAGUCUUUUCGAGGAAGUAUACCAUGUUCUCGGCUUGUAUUUGGGUCAUCCUUGGUAGCUAUCUCUACUGCGGCGCUUCUUACCAUAACUCUUCGUUGCUCUAUGCUGGAAGGUUCUUCACUGGGCUUGGCGCGGGUACGUUUUCGGGUGUUGGUCCACUGUACAAUGCCGAGCUAUCAACCCCCGAGCUCCGCGGCCUCCUCGUGUCCUUUUACCAAUUUGCAACGAUCUUAGGCAUUAUGCUAUCCUUCUGGGUAGGAUAUGGCUCGAACUACAUCGGCGGCAUUGGCGACGGUCAAUCCGACCUAGCCUGGCGCUUACCUUCCAUCAUCCAAGGCAUCCCAGCAGUCUGUCUCGCCCUCGGAAUCUGGUGGAUGCCCUUCAGCCCCAGAUGGCUCGUCAAGAAAGACCGCGACGACGAAGCCAUCAAGACUCUCUCAUGGUUACGCAAACUCCCCAAGGAGGAUCCGCUGAUCCAGGUCGAGUACCUCGAGAUCAAGUCAGAAGCAAUCUUCGAACAAAGGGCCUUUGAUCGAGAUUUUCCACACUUGAGCGAGCCGCAAAAGCGGAGUGUGCUGAGGAGGGAGGCUGCUCAGUACGUGGCCAUCGUACGCUCCUGGGACAAUUUCAAGCGUGUUUCCACGGCGUGGUUGGUCAUGUUUUUUCAGCAAUGGAGCGGAAUUGAUGCAAUUAUCUACUAUGCUUCGAGCGUAUUCCAGAGCUUUGGAUUGACGGGUGGUACACAGGCACUACUCGCCACGGGAGUUACCGGGGUCGUGUUUUUCGUCAGCACGAUUCCGGCAAUGCUAGUCAUUGACAAAGUCGGGCGCAAGUCGAUGUUGCUCGCUGGCUCAGUCGUUAUGCUCAUCGCCAUGGUCAUUACUGGCAUCAUCGUCGCGAAACUACAACACGACUGGCCAAGCCACAGAGCUGGAGGCUGGACCGCCGUCUCCUUCAUCUGGGUCUACAUCGGCGCCUUCGGUGCCACAUGGGGACCAGCAUCAUGGACGCUCGUUUCUGAAAUAUUUCCACUCUCAAUCAGAUCCAAAGGCGCCUCGAUCGGAGCUUCAAGCAACUGGCUCAACAACUUCGCCAUUGCAUUCUUCGUCCCGCCGAUGUUCGAGGCUUGGGAGUGGGGGACGUACAUCUUCUUCGCUGUAUUCUUGACUGCUGGGAUUGUAUGGGUGUGGUUCUUUCUGCCGGAGACAAAGGGUGCAACGCUGGAAGAUAUGGAUAGGGUGUUUGGCAGUCACACCGGAGAGGCAGACCAGAGGUUACUGUCGGAGUGUCGGAGAGAGCUUGGGCUUGAGCCUGCGUUGGAAGCUGAGGCUAUUGAGGAGGUUAGGAGGUUGUCUGUGGCUGUUGAGAAGGAUGCUGCGGCAAGAGUUGAAGUGGUGUAG